Messenger RNA from Sorghum bicolor (sorghum), 8711 nucleotides. RefSeq lists its product as uncharacterized. Bases 2192 to 3577 code for a protein of 461 amino acids. Gene Ontology annotation, molecular function: nucleic acid binding; zinc ion binding. The transcript is spliced from 2 exons. NCBI's taxonomy places the organism in Eukaryota, Viridiplantae, Streptophyta, Magnoliopsida, Poales, Poaceae. The record is from RefSeq and is a predicted model, not a curated record.
CUGCGGUGACUGACACUUGGGACAUCAAUAAGCGCAAGUGUACACGGCGGGGGACGCGUACGGGCUACGCUACUCGCGGCGGGUUCCGCGGGUUUGGGCCUCAAAACCCGGGCGGAGGUCCCGAUGCGGACGGACGACACGUGGCAGCAUCGGUGAGAUCGCUUCGGAGCGAGGCUACCGGUGAGGAGGCGCGGUGGCCGUCGGAUCAAGAAAACUCGAGUUGGACUAGAAUGCCCCUAGGGCUAGCUAGUUCGCUCCUAAGUAUCUAGGGACAAAUAGGGAAUGUAAAAUAGCCUCUAAAUAAGAGAGGGGCUGCCCCUAAACCACAUAUAUCUCUCUCCCUAGAAAUUUUCUGGUUUUCCUCUCCCGUAGCCCUUCUCCUCCGGUAGUUCUUUUUUCCCUGUAGAGAUGGCCAUGAACUGAAUUUUUGGUGUUGAGGUAUUUAUGUUUUUAAGUUGGGAAUGGAGGCCCUAACCUCCCGUUGUCCUCUGGACUUUAGAUUCUGAGCUGUGUUUGUGCACACUCAUUGCUUGUUCUGGUUCUUCCCUUUCGGUUCCUGUGAUUUCUUUUUGUUGCUGAUUUUUAGCAAUUUCAGUUGAUCCAUGACGAGCAAGGACAUGUGCUGAUCAAAUCCCCGAAGUGGCUUUAGCUAAUUCAGCACGAGCUCAGAGAUCGAUCUGGUUUUCUGUUCUUCUGAGAAAACCCCGUUCUUGCCCCAAAUCCUCCACUUCUCAGAGUUUGGUUUAAUCCUAAGCAAUGAUUUUUAGGAAAUAGAUUCGUUCUUUUGUCAAUUUAAUUUGUGCCAAGUUUGGGAACAUUUCAUGGAGGUUUGGAUGUGUUUUGAUUUAAUUUUUGGCAGCACUUUUCUUUCUGUUCUUGCCUAGCAGCAGCUCUGGUCGUUCGUGUUCAAGGUUGGGGUUACAGGAGCAGCACUACUGACGCCUAGUACUGUGUGCUGUGCUUGCUCCAUUAAGCGGUGCUAAGUGCUUGACCUGGAUUCAAAUCGUUGUUGUUGUGCUCUUCGUUUUUGCUGCUACUGCAGAGAUAGCAGCGGUUUCUCUGGUGCUUGAUUUGGUGGCUCUCGAUGCUAUGCAGAGUAGUGCCUUUGCGUCAUUUGUUUUCUGAAUCCAGUUCGCCCAAGCCCCUGAGUUAGUUUUCGAUUUUCAGUGCUUCUUCUGCUAGUUGCUCGCCCGCAGACAGUCGGCGUUCUCUGCUACGGCUGCGAUCAGGAGACUUUCUCAUCAGUCGUUUUCUGAAGUUUCACGCUCUAGCAAUUCUAUGGUUGGGUAUUCAGAGUUUCAACAAGUGAUGCACCAGUGUGCUCUUCGAAUUUGAUUUCCAGAAGCACUGCUCUCAUCAAUCCUCAUUAAUUCAUGCCAUCUGUGUGUAGUAUUUCUACAGGUAAUUUCUAAACAGCAAGUGCAGCAAUGAAGUUCAAGGUCUUGAGGUGUUCUUCGUUUGUCUGUCUUCUAUUGGUCCUGUGCUAGCAGCUAUUGGUACCUGUGCGUGUGUUCUACUGCAGGUUGGAGAGCAACUCUUCCAUCUGAGCCUUUUUGAGUUGUUGUUUCUGCUCUGUGUGUUGGAGCUCACUGCAGCAAACAGUGGUGUGCUAGUUUGUGCUUCGGUUACAAAAUCCAUAAGCUAGCACUUGUUCUUGGCUUGGAAAAAAAACACUUCAAACACCUUCAGUGUUGUGAGCAGUUCUCUGUUUGUGCAGCAGAAUUUCUGGCUAAGCAAUUUGCCCUAUCUGUGGUUUGUGCAUUUGUGUCUUGAUUCGUGUUCCGUCUGUUACAUUGGUUUUCUAUCGUUCCGAGGAAUCGUUCUAGGUACUCUUGUCACUAGUUGGCCUGGGUACUUUGUUUUGGCAACUCACUUGUGUUUGCGGUGAUUUUGGGACAGUGGCCAAAUAUUUUCGAGAGAAAAUUUGAGGCUCCCAUUUACCCCCCCUCUCGUCGCCGUUUUCGGUCCUUUAAUUGGUAUCAGAGCCGGUUAAGGAUCAUUCCACCUUAAUCGGUCCGUGAUCCACGAAGGCGACAUGGAGCGUGGUUCCGGUAAACCACCGUUCUUCGAUGGAACAAAUUAUCCCUAUUGGAAAAUACGCAUGUCUGCCCAUCUCUAGGGUAUUGAUUGGCUUGUUUGGGAAAUUUGCGAGGAUGCUACUUUCGUUGUGCUUGAACCCCGUGCUCGAACCAUGCAAGAUCAAAAAGAUCGGCACAACGCAAAUAGCAGAGCAAGAUCUGUUCUUUUCUCGAGUCUUUCGCUUCCUGAGUUCGAGCGUGUCUCUGAUUGUGCUACUGCUCGAGAGAUCUGGGUGAGGCUUCAGAGCUAUCACGAGGGUACAGCCCAUGUCAAAACCAGACUCUAUGAGACGUACAAAAGAGAGUACGAGAACUUCUCUCAGCUUGAUGGCGAGUCCAUCGAUGCCCUGUUUUCUCGUUUUCAGACGAUCAUUAACAAGAUGCGAGCAAACAAGGCACAUCUACCUUAUGACGAUCAUGAGAGGGCUCUCAAGCUUCUAUAUGCCCUAGAUCGGAAGGUAUGGGAUGUGAAGGUGUCCGCCAUCAUCGAGUCUUCAAACUACGACACCAUCACUGUGGACGAGCUAUUCAGCAAGCUCAAGUCCACCGAGAUCGACUACCAGACUCAAGCCAAGCUCAAGAAUCCCUCUGCACCGACUAUGGCUUUAGUCUCAGGUAACAGUUCAAGUUCUUCAGCUAACCCUUCACAGAUGUCGUUUGCCUUGUCUUCUUUGGUGUCUGUUUCAGAGGAGCAGUUGGAGACCCUUGGGGAUGACGAGCUGGCGUUGAUCAUCAGCCGGUUCUCGCGGUUCCACAACAACCGCUUGAACCGCCGCCGGGGUGGUGAUCAAAAGGUGGGCUGCUACAACUGUGGAGAUCUCGACCACUUCGUCGCCCACUGCCCCAAGAAGAACAAGCACUCCUCCGACAAGUACGACUCCGGCAAGCGCAAGGACAAGCGCAACUACACCUCCAAGAAGUACAAGUCAAAGAAGGGCUUCGACAAGGAGGCGCUCAAGAAGAUGUACCGCAAGAAAGCCAAGGCACAAGAGCGUGCCUUCCUUGCUUCCCUCAGCGACCUCGACAACGACUCCGGUGAUGACCGCUCCUCUUCUCCCUCGAGUGACAAUGAGUCCGAGAGGAAGAUGGAGGAGAAGCUGACCGGUCUUUGCUUCGUCGCCGACUCCACUCACGGAGGCUUCUGCACCAUGGCGAUUGAUGAAGAGGUGAAGGCUAGCAAGGAUGAGGUCUCCUUCGACGACGACACUUCCGAGAUCGGAGGCCUGGAGAACACGUGGCUUGUUGAUUCUGGUUGUUCACGCCACAUGACCGGAAGUUCAAAAUGGUUCUCCAGCCUCGACCCCGUGCAAUGUAAGGAAUACAUCACAUUCGGGGACAAUAGCAAAGGUAAGGUGCUUUCUCGUGGGACCAUUUGGGUCAAUGAGAAUUUUGACUUGAAGGAUGUUUCUUUGGUUUCGAAUUUGCAUUUCAAUUUGCUUUCGGUUUCACAACUCCUUCAGGAUGGUUUUGAGGUGCGCUUUAAGACUGGUUUGUCUUGAGUUCUUGAUUCUCAGGGAAAUCUUGUUUGCCAGAUUGUCCUUUUGGUCGUGUCUUUCGAGCUGAUUUUUCUCACUCUUUUGGCUCUUCUCGUUGUCUUGUGGCUGGAUCCUCUUCUGAUCUUUGGAAGUGGCAUAGGAGACUUGGUCAUUUGAGCUUUGACUUACUAGCUAGGUUGAGCUCACUUGACUUAAUCCGAGGAUUGCCCAAAUUGAAAUUUGAGAAGGAUUUGGUUUGUCACCCUUGUCGUCAUGGGAAGAUGGUUGCCGCUUCUCACCCUCCUGUGACUCAGGUCAUGACCAAGGGACCCGGUGAGCUACUUCAUAUGGACACGGUUGGUCCGGCUCGGGUUCGGUCAGAGGGAGGGAAGUGGUACGUUCUAGUGAUCGUGGAUGAUUUUUCUCGCUACUCUUGGGUGUUUUUCAUGGAGGGUAAGGAUGAGGCUUUUUCUCUUGUUCGAGAUUUGAUUCUUCGGUUACAAACUGAGUUGCCUAAGAAUGCCAUGAGAGCUAUACGCAGUGACAAUGGCACAGAAUUCAAAAACACUCAGUUUGAUACCUUCUGUGCUUCUUUGGGUCUCGAGCACCAGUUUUCCUCUCCUUAUGUUCCCCAGCAAAAUGGUGUUGUUGAGCGUAAAAAUCGGACCCUUGUUGAGAUGGCCAGGACGAUGCUUGAUGAGCAUAGGACUCCUAGGAGAUAUUGGGCCGAGGCGAUCAACACCGCCUGUCAUGUCUCCAAUCGCAUUUUUCUUCGAGCCUUCUUGAAAAAGACUUCUUAUGAGUUGCGAUUUGGUAGACUACCCAAGGUAAGUCACUUCAGGGUGUUUGGUUGCAAGUGUUUCAUCUUGAAGCAAGGUAAUUUGGACAAAUUUGAGUCCAGGUCCUCCGACGGUAUUUUUCUUGGUUAUGCUUCUCAUUCUCAUGCAUAUCGUGUACUUAACCUUGAAACUAACCGAGUCGUGGAGACCUGUGAGGUCACAUUCGAUGAGACUAUGCCUUGUUCUUCUCCUGUCUUUGGGUGAUCAGGAGAUUGGUGAGAGCAUCUUUGUUGAGGAUGAUGCAGAAGAUGCCGAUUGGGGUGAUCCCGAGCCGACACCACUGACUGCCCCUCUCGCGUCUUCGACGACUACUUCGGCUGACGGCCCCGAUCCUUCUUAUUCCACUACUUGGGGUCCGAUCGAGCAGCCUCCUCAGCCUACACCGGCUGUCCCUGAGGAGGCCCCAGCUGCAGUUGAGGGGGAGGCGACUUCUUCAAGGGAAGCACCUCGACACAUUCAGCGUCGCCAUCCACCUCAGACCAUGAUUGGUGGAAUUGACCAGCGAGUCACGCGGUCCAGGUCAUAUCACAUCUCACACUUCGCUCAUUCUGCUUUUGUUGCUUCUUUUGAGCCUCGAGAUGUUGGACACGCACUAUCUAAUCCUGAUUGGGUUAAUGCUAUGCAUGAGGAGUUAGAAAAUUUUGAGAGAAACAAGGUUUGGGUUUUAGUACCACUUCCACCAGAUUGCCAUCCCAUAGGUACCAAGUGGGUUUUCAAAAACAAACAGAGUGAAGAUGGGGUGGUGGUGAGGAACAAGGCUAGGUUGGUAGCUCAGAGUUUUUGUCAAAAAAAGGGGAUAGACUAUGAGGAAACCUUUGCCCCUGUUGCCCGUCUAGAAGCCAUUAGGAUCCUUUUAGCUUUUGCAGCUUCAAAAGGGUUCAAGCUAUAUCAGAUGGAUGUGAAGAGUGCUUUCUUGAAUGGGUAUAUAGAGGAAGAGGUUUAUGUGAGACAACCCCCUGGCUUUGAAAAUCCUAAGUUUCCUAACCAUGUUUUUAAACUCCACAAAGCCUUGUAUGGUCUAAAACAAGCCCCGAGAGCCUGGUAUGAGCGUUUGAAAGCCUUCUUGCUUGCAAAGAGUUUUAAAAUGGGUUCUGUUGAUAAAACUUUAUUUCUCCUCAAGCAAGGCACUGACACUCUUUUGGUUCAGAUAUACGUGGAUGAUAUCAUUUUCGGUGGCUCUUCUCAUGCACUUGUUGGCAAGUUUGCAGAAACUAUGAGCAGGGAAUUUGAGAUGAGCAUGAUGGGCGAGUUGACGUUCUUUCUUGGUUUGCAAAUCAAGCAAACUAGAGAAGGGACGUUUGUGCACCAAGGCAAGUACACCAAGGACGUACUCAAGAAAUUUGAUAUGGGCGAGGCCAAGCCUCUCUCGACGCCCAUGUCGAUCACGACGGCCCUAGAUGCAGAUGAAGAAGGAGAAGCUGUGGACCAGAAGGAGUACCGUAGCAUGAUCGGGUCACUGCUGUACCUGACGGCGAUAAGACCGGACAUCAAGUUCGCGGUCUGUCUGUGUGCACGCUUUCAGUCUUCGCCGCGCACAUCUCAUCGUCAAGCCGUCAAGCGGAUCUUGAGGUACCUUCGUUUCACACCUGAGUUUGGUCUUUGGUUUUCAGCUUCCUCCUCUCUUUCUCUUUGCGGCUAUUCUGAUGCGGAUUAUGCCGGCUGUCGUGUUGAGCGCAAGUCCACGUCGGGGACUUGCCAGUUUCUUGGGACUUCUCUUGUGUCUUGGUCCUCUCGCAAGCAAUCCUCUGUUGCUCAAUCCACCACAGAAGCCAAGUAUGUUGCUGCUGCUGCUUGCUGCUCCCAGUUGCUUUGGAUGAUAGCCACUCUGAGAGACUUUGGGUUAGAGUUUAGGCGAGUGCCUUUGCUUUGUGAUAGCACCAGUGCCAUAAGCGUUGCUAAAAACCCAGUUCUCCACUCAAAAACCAAGCAUAUAGAUGUCCGCUUUCACUUCCUGCGUGACCACUAUGAGAAAGGAGAUAUUGACCUACACCAUGUUGAUACCCAAAACCAGCUUGCAGACAUCUUUACCAAACCCCUUGACCAAGCACAGUUUGCUCGCUUGCGAGGGGAGCUUGGUGUUUGUUUCCCUUUUUAGUUAAGGGGAACUUUGGUCUUUGUACUCUAGUUUUGUUUUCUUUUAGUUUAGCUUUUAUUUUAUUUUUGUAUCAUAUUGCAUUGCAUUUUAUCUCAUCAUGUAUAUUAGAGCAUUUUGAGCUUCAUGAUUAUAGUUGUUAGAUUGAGAUUAUGCUUUUUGUGAUAUGUCUUGUAUGUACAUGAUGGUGCUUGUCGCUUAGGCUCCUUUUGAUCACUUGAUGCCUGUUAUGAGCUAAGCAUAUUUUAUAACUUGUGAACUUGACAUAAACUUGUUGAAACCUGAAAAUUGUUCACCAUUGUGAUUGGCAACUAGCAUGUGUAGGAUGUGUUGAGAUCACUUGAGCUAUCAUUUAUAUGCUAGGUUGCUAUGUCUCAUCCCUUGAGUUAUACACUUGUUUUGACAACUUGUAAAAUUCUUGUGCUAAAAAUUGAAAAUCAAGCUAAGUGAAAAGAAAAGAUCGAGAUGGGUCUGUGCUGUCCUACGUCAAGGUAUCGAGACUGCUUCCAAUUGCACUUAUGGAUGAACUUGAGCCUUGUAGUGGAUGCCGAGAUCAUUGUCUUAAGCUUGCGAUUGUCUUUGACAUAGGCUUGGCAUGGUCGAUAAGUUGGUUUGAUGGUACAGAUAACCUCUCGCACUCACACAUGUUUUUGACUAAACCUUGUGAUAUGCUGCAAACUCCGAUAAAAUGAAAAUUUGAUGAAAACGCAAGUCUAAAGUUAGUCUUUGACAUGAUGUAUGAACGCUGCUUGGGGUAGUUCACCUUGUAUACACUUGUUAGCACUAGGUUGAUUUCCUGCUUAUACCUGCUAUGUGCUACUUUUAGUGGUGAACUCCUUCUUACAAUUGCUUAAAAUUGAUCAAAAAUGCUUAAAUGUCAUAUUUCGUUUCACUUGAUCAGUUUGAGCAUUUGCUAGCACUUGUACUUAUUGCUAUACACACAUGACAGCACCACCUAGAGCAUCUUUUCAAUCUGAUUGCUAUACUCCUGAAGCUUUUGUAUAUGUGCAUUUCUUGCAUUCAUAGCAUGUUUUGAGGGGGAGUUGCACUCCUUUGGGCAAAUCUUGAUAAGUGCAUGUGUCAACAAGGGGGAGAAAGUUACACACAAAAAGAGAGACAUGCAUUCAUUUGAGAGAGAUUGCAUUUGCUCAGGGGGAGUUGCAAUUGAGUUGCUUUUGCUAGAUGUGUUGAGCCUUUGCCUCUUCUGGAGGGUCUAGUUGUUUUCUGGCUUUUCAAGUUUUGCUAGCGGUGUUGAGCCUGUUUGCCUCUUCUUGAGGGCUAGCUGUGUUUUACUUGGUUGUGUCGAGCCGUUGCCCAUGUCUUUGGGGACCAAGUUGUUGGCUUUGCUUUACUCAUUGUGAGUGACCCGUUUCGAGCUUACACUUGAGUUGGUUUUCUCUGGCUUUGUGUUGGUGUUGACAAUGCACUCAUUAAGGGGGAGAUUGCGAACACAUGGUUUUUACAUAACCAUUGUGGAGCACCCUUGUUGUGUGAUGAGCGAUUGUCAACAUGCCAAUAUUUUGGUGGGUUGUUGGUUCGGUGGUUCUACUGAUAUCCUGGCACAGGGUUAUGUGUCGAAACGGUGUCUCUUGGCUUCGUGAUGUGCAGGUGUGUCUGGAUGUGGUGGCAGUGGUCGGGUGAAGGUCAAGUAGGGCGUGCCGUGCUGACGGACCGGUUGUGGUGAAGGGCGGACGUGAGGCUUGGACUGACGGACCAGACGACCGGGUAGCCAGCUGCGGUGACUGACACUUGGGACAUCGAUAAGCGCAAGUGUACACGGCGGGGGACGCGUACGGGCUACGCUACUCGCGGCGGGUUCCGCGGGUUUGGGCCUCAAAACCCGGGUGGAGGUCCCGAUGCGGACGGACGACACGUGGCAGCAUCGGUGAGAUCGCUUCGGAGCGAGGCUACCGGUGAGGAGGUGCGGUGGCCGUCGGAUCAAGAAAACUCGAGUUGGACUAGAAUGCUCCUAGGGCUAGCUAGUUCGCUCCUAAGUAUCUAGGGACAAAUAGGGAAUGUAAAAUAGCCUCUAAAUAAGAGAGGGGCUGCCCCUAAGCCACAUAUCUCUCUCUAGAAUUUUUCUGGUUUUCCUCUCCCGUAGCCCUUCUCCUCCGGUAGGUUUUUUUUUCCUUUAGAGAUGGCCAUGAACUGAAUUUUUGGUGUUGAGGUAUUUAUGUUUUUAAGUUGGAAAUGGAGGCCCUAACCUCCCGUUAUCCUCUGGACUUUA